Messenger RNA from Glossina fuscipes, 7221 nucleotides. Its product is annotated as inactive dipeptidyl peptidase 10. Gene Ontology annotation, molecular function: serine-type peptidase activity; dipeptidyl-peptidase activity. Gene Ontology annotation, biological process: proteolysis. The transcript is spliced from 12 exons. NCBI's taxonomy places the organism in Eukaryota, Metazoa, Arthropoda, Insecta, Diptera, Glossinidae. Bases 1 to 2574 code for a protein of 857 amino acids. The record is from RefSeq and is a predicted model, not a curated record.
AUGCACGCGAACGUGACAUCAGAUAAAGCUGGUGGUGGCGGCGGAUCAUGGCGUCUACCACCGGAUGAAACUCUGCAAGUGCAAGAUCCAAAACAAAAAGAUGAAGACUUGGACUUGGAUGAGGGUCACAAUUGGAGAAGUAUCAUAUUUUCAUUGUUAGUGAUAAGUUUCGUAAUUGCCGGCAUUAUUACCGCCAUUUAUCUCUUAGGUUACGUAGAUGAAUUGUUGUAUUGGUCGGGGAGACGAAUGAUAUUAGAUGAAUAUCUUCAGGGUGAUUUGACACCGACGCGAUUAGAACCGUCUUGGAUUACCACCAAGAAAUAUGUUUUUCAAUCGGAUGAUGGCGGCUUGUCGGUAUUGGACACAACUACCAACACAGUCAGCACUUUGGCUACUAAUCACACUCUUCGCCAAUUAAAUGUUCAGGGUUAUCAUUGCUCGAACGAUUUGCGAUAUGUACUUUUCAGGCAUAACGUUAAAAAGAUUUUUCAAAGAUCAUUUACGGCGUUCUAUACAAUAUACGAUGUUGAAAAUGAUCAUCACAUGCCGGUAAAACUGAAGGAUUCUCCCAAAGUGCAGAGAACACGACUGCAAUACGCUGCUUGGCUGGGCAACACGACUUCACUUCUCAUUGUAGCCGAUAAUGACAUAUAUUUGAGGCAAUCACCGGCCGAUGAAGAAGAUGUGCGUCUAACGUACACCGGCUACGCGAAUUUAAUAUACAAUGGAAUACCUGAUUGGCUUUAUCAAGAGGAAAUAUUUGACAGGCCCGAAGCCAUUUGGUCAUCCGCAGAUGGCACGCAUUUCAUGUAUGCCACAUUUAAUGACACCAAUGUAGGUAUGAUGACGUAUCCUUGGUUAGCAUCUGGUGCUGUGAUAACCGGUAGUGGCAUGUCUGCUGGCAGUUCGUUUCCAGAAACAAAAAAUGUUCGCUACCCAACGCCUGGUACAAUUAACCCUACGGUGCAACUAUGGAUUGUGAACUUAACGAAUUUCAGCGAAAGAGAGCAACUGCUGUUGAAACCACCGCCUUCUUUGGACGGCCAGGAUUAUUAUCUUACAUCCGCCGGUUGGGUAACAGAUAGCAAUUAUCAGGUGUCUGUAGUGUAUAUGAUGAGAUCUCAAAACUACAGCAUAGUGACCACAUGCUUCGGUGACAAAAAUUGGGAAUGUACUGAGAUACAUUCGGAGCGCGCCCCGGAAGAUGAAUGGCUCGACAUACUGCCACAUCCAGUCUUUUCACCAGACGGUAAUAGUUUUCUUUUAUUAGCCAGUGUUCAGGAAUCGGGUACCGAGCAUUUUACUCAUAUAAAACAUGUAACAAUAAGUCAACAAAGAAUCGCGGUCAUCUCCCACGGCAGAUAUGAGGUAUUGAAAAUACUUUGCUGGGAUACCGCUAAUCAUUUGGUAUAUUAUCUGGGUACAAAAGAUAAAAAACCCGGUCAACGGCAUUUGUAUACUGUUAGAGAUCCUGUGAACGAAGAUAAUCGCAAAACGGAGCCAACUUGUAUAACAUGUGAUUUGGGUGAAGCUCUGUGGAGCAGUCGUUACUAUUAUGUGAAUUGUUCUCACUUUGAUGCCUUUAUAAUGCCGACGUCUUCCAUUGCCACCCAGUCCGGAAUCUCAUUUUACAUACUUGAAUGCUUAGGUCCCGGUUUGCCAGUAUCGGGCGUUCAUUCACACAAAACCCAUAGCUUAGUGAAAAUAUUAUUCGACACACGUCCCUACUUUAGCGAACGUUUACAAAAGCUUGCCUUACCCACCCAGAGAUCAUUCGAAAUACCACUGCCCCACGGCAGUAGGGCCCAAGUGCAAUUAUUACUGCCACCUAGUUGGCGAGAAGAGCUUAGGGAUGCUGCCUUUCCCGUAGUAGUGGAAGUAAAUGGAAGACCAGGUUCGGAAUCGGUAUCCGAGAAAUUUCGUAUCGAUUGGGGCACCUAUAUGUCUUCACGAAACGAUGUCAUCUACAUUCGUUUGGAUGUAAGAGGAGCCAAAGGGCAAAGUAAAAAGUCUUUAUUUCGCCGUUUAGGCGGCGUAGAGGUGCAAGAUCAAAUUUCAGUGUUAAAAUACCUGCUAGAUACAAUUAGUUUUUUAGACGAAACACGUGUUGGGAUUUGGGGCUGGGGCUAUGGCGGUUAUGUAACUUCGAUGGUAUUGGGGACGCAACAAGAUGUCUUCAAAUGCGGCAUAGCAAUAUCGCCCAUUGCUGAUUGGCUAUACUACAAUACAGCAUUUACAGAACGCAUAUUGGGCUUGCCAGCGGAGAAUUACAAAGGUUACGUAGAAGCUGAUGCUACGCAAAGGGCACGUCUCAUUAAAUCGCAUUCGUUUUUUCUUAUACACGGCUUAGCUGAUUCAACCGCCCCAUAUAUUCACGGUGUGCAAUUGGCGAAAUCUCUAACGGACGCCAAUAUUCUGUACAGAUAUCAGACUUACGCCGAUGAAGGGCACGAGUUGGUCGGUGUUCUUGAACAUGUCUAUUCUUCCAUGGAACAUUAUUUUGCUGAUUGCCUCAGUCUCGAUCCUGAUGAUACCAAACCAAAUUUAGAUCAAACCAUUGUUCCAGCCGAAUAAUGGCAGAAUCACAAACUGAUUGACGAACAAUACGACCCUAAAUCAAAUGUACAUUUUAUCAUUUACGUGAUAUUAACUGCAAUAAUAGAGCAAACAAAAACAGCAACAAAUAAAUCAAAGUAACUUACAACUUGUACGCGUUGUAUAUAACUUUUAAGCAUAUGUACGAAACUAUACAAACUAUACUUUAAGUGCAUCUAUCAACUAAUUAGAGAUUUAAAGCAAAUACAUUCAUGCAUCGUUGUUUACACUUAAAUUGUAUUCAUACAUAUGUAUCAUUUAAAUAUUAUCUAAUUAAAAUUCGUACAUACAUACAUAUUAAUAGGGUAAUUAAUUUAGAAGACAAAAAAAAUCUUUAGAUAAACAAUGAAUCAAUUUAUAACCACAAACAACACUUGUAGAUACAACAUCUGUAGAUACAGUCGUAGAUAACGUUCUCACUUUUAUUAUCAAUCUCAUCUUAAGUAACGUCAGUGAAUUAAGUCAAUCGGAGUGACAACCAACUGCAAAGCACACAUGAAUGCAUACCUAAAACAUAUAAGUAUUAAUUCCACACACACACAUACAUGCAAUGAAAGUGGUAGGCAAUUACAAUAGAAGAUAUCAAAUUAGCGAAUAUAUGUUAUGUACAUUUAUUUCAAAAACACAAAUCAUUACUCUUCCUUAAACAUAAGAAGCUUUUCCAAAAUUAUUUUGCAUUCGUGUGUUUAAAAUAAUGGCAGUAGUUCUCUCAUAUUAAAAUUGAAUAACUGUUAUCCUAAUACGGAGGAUAGGGGUGUGUUCAUUUUGUCGAAAUGUUUACAAUACCCAGGCGUAAGCUGCAGACACCCACAUAUAUAUCGUUAAUUGGCAUCAAAUUUUGAAUUAAUUUAAAUAUGUCUACCUGCCCGUCUGCUUGUCUAUCUGUGCAACGUCGGGGGUUACCAUUCUCCCGUGCGCAAAAAAGAAGAUAUCGGCCUCAAGUAUUGCAAAAAAAAAAAUUUGAAAAUGUCUCUAACUGGUUACAGGACAGGCCUAGAAUAUAAAACAGACUAAGUGCACAUUUUCUUUUCGUGCAUUUUGCUCAUACGAUAUAAAUUUCCAUUUGUUUUCUACAAAAAUAGAUAAAACCAGCCACUCCCACUCCAUCCAAUGUGAUAGAAUUUGAAGAUUUAGUUUUUCCCUUUUAUUUAAUGUAUUCUAGUGCGAGGGUGACGGAUGUAUCGGUCAUAGUCGAAUACAAUUUUCUUGUUUAUAUAUUUUUUUUAUUUAACUUUUCCAUGUAUUACAGCCCUUGUGGUACAAGUUUUAUCAAGUAUCUACAGAGGUAGGUACUACCCAGAGCACUUUAAGAUAGACAUUUUUACUAUACCGAUCGACUCAGAAGACAAUUCUGAUUCUAAGUCUGCCUAUCUCUUCGUUUGGCUGUUAGCCUGUUUUGGCCCAAGCUCCAAUAUUAUUGAAAAUGAUUCGGAUCGUACCUCAUUUUGGACCAUAUCAUGUAUGGCAACUUGUUUUGAAAAGUCGUUACAUGAAAAACCGUGAAGCGAUGUAGGAUAGGUAAUGACAUGCCGUGCUUUUAAUUAAUUAUACAAUUUUUUAAAGUUUAGUAAAAAAUAAACAUUUAUUUAGGAAUACCUUAUCGUUUGACUUAUUGGAACCUAGAGAGAGUGACGGAAAAUUCAUUCGUUUACACUAAGUGCCCGCACAGUGCAGAAGAUGUCAGAUCUGUAAAAUCUAAAAGAACAAAAUUAGCAAGAAAAUCUUCUUUCACAACGUUUUGAAGCAAUUUGACAUUUACCCCAAAUCGUUACUCACUACCUCUAAACCUUUUACUUCUUCAUUUCUUACGUUUAUUAGAAUUUAAUCCAGAAACAUAUAUAUAGUAUGAGGAGACUGUUCAGUUAACAUAUGCAUGCAUAUAAGAGCACUGUUAUUAUUUUGAACACAAUGAAGCAGUACAACGUGUUUUGAUCAAAAACUAACGAGAAUUUUCGGUUUUCUUUCUUUCAAUUAUGUAAACUUCAAUGGUAAUCUUUUUCAAAGUUAAGUUUGGCUAGAAAUGCCAAAUGUGUCUGCUUGUAAGCGGGUAUGAAUUAUACAUAGAGUAGGCACAGAGUAGAAACCGCGUGAAUUUGACUCAGAUUUCAGAAGACUGAGAACAGUGGAAAAGAAUUGCUUUAGAAAUAGUCAACGCGCAGUUAAAAAGCCAAAAGUUUCGAUAAUGUGUUGUCCGGUAUACAGGCAACUAAACGAUAUGAGGAAAAGCCGACCCGGUCCUGUUAAAUCAUUUGAUUGGAUAGAUUUCUUUUCUAUCUCUGGAGAAAACCUACCAUAACAAUAAGCAUAAAUUGACGCUCAAUGGUGUCGUCUUCUCCGACCAUUUGACUUUUUCCUGCACACGGUAGCUAUGUUUCGACAAAUACAAACUAAGUGUUCGAUUUGACAGCCAAUUUUUAAAUACAUUGUUUAAGUCUUUAGCUAUACAGAUUUUUGAUCAAACCGCGUCUCACUUGCAUCUUCUAUUUAGGUAAAAUCGUAUUUUAUAUAUAGGUAUGAAAAAUGAAUUGGAUGUAAUUUUUUUAUUUAGAUAAAAAUAUUAAGUAACUGUGAACGAAACAACGCCAUUAUGAAACGAUCACUUAAAUUAACGAUACUUCACUAAAAAAGAAACGAAUUGCACUUUACUUGCAACAACACAAGAAUACAAGGCAAGGUUUUUUGUUUUUUUACAACUAUAAUGACUUAGCUUUGUUUUUAUUGUAAAUAUUAUAGCAUUUUAAUAUUUAUAAUUAAGUACGUUUUUAACACAUUUAUACACACAUCUCUCGAUGACAUCGAUUCAUUCAUUUGUUCAAUUAUCAUUAAUCAUUCACAAGACAUGAAGAAAAACUAAAACAAAACAAAAUAUUACAUAGAUGCAAUUUAAGAGCAACAUUGUGAAAGCAAAUUAAACAAACAACAUUUUUAUCCAUAACUUAUGACCUUACGGGUUAUACAUCCGUAUAAAAUUUGUUUUGUAUAUAUAAUGCUUUUGAUAAGGAUUGCAAAAAUUUCACAAGUUCGGAUGGACAUUUUAAAAGAACUUUUUGUGUUUCCUUCAGAGUGAGAUUAAGUUAGUGUAGGCAUAUUUUUCGUGGUGAAUCCAGGUCAUGUUCGCUUUCUGUUUAUCCAAUCACACGAGAAAAUAAUAGCAUUCUUUUCCACCCUGUUUUGAUGAAAACUGAAUCUUCUUCUUCUAGCAGGUAAUGGUGGCAUUUUAGUAAGAGGGCCCCCUAUAAAGCAUAGUCUUCAAGAAUUCGAUUCUUUUGUAAGUAGUUUGGCACGUCGUACCGUUUCCUUUUUUCUUUUUUUUUAAAAGUCAACGAUUGGUUUUUCUUCUUUUAAAAAAUUUAUUACAAACAGUUCGUGGAAUAGCACGCACCUGACAGUCAUCGACAUAUUUGGACUAUCGCUGUAACGCUUUUGAAGUCUAUACUGCCGAAGAUAGAGUAGAUUUUCCUCUUUCACUUAAUAAAAUGGUUUACGUACAUCCGGGAUGUUAACGUACGUUGUAAACGCCACUCGUUCCAUUUUUAUUAACGCGACUCAUUCGUACUGAUUUAGAUCCGAGAUUUAUUCUAAGACUUCGUUUUUAACAAAGCAAUUUUUUUAUAAACCAUGAGAGCUGUUGUGUUCCUUUUUUUAUCCUGGUUCACUUGUGAUACGAGGGCAACCGGGAAAAAUCUACCUUUAUUUUACAGUUUGAUUCCAGACCAAUUUCCGAAUUGAUUUAAGCUUGUCUGCCCAUCUGUCGAUUUGUCUGUCUUGCUUUCUUUCUUUCAAUAGGCCGCAUAUUUUUAAAAUAUUUUGACAAAAAUUGGUAUACGCGGACAUACUUUGUCCCAGGGACGGACGCUAUUGAAGGUGGUACGGAUCGGAACACUUUUUCGACCAUAUAACGGCGUAUUUCGAAAAGUGCUUAUAUGAAUAUCUUGUAUUAAGCAAAUUCGUAUAGGGUAUUUAAUGGUAGACCGUGGCCUACUAUAGAUUUAUUAUCAUAAAAACGGCAAGAACAUUUAACUCUUGUAAAAUUACAUCGCGAGCAUAUUGUAAGAAAGCCCAGCUGUCUAAGAGGAAUAUUUUUUUUAUUAACGACACUAAAGGCUUUAAGCCCUAAGCAAUUCUCUCAUAUAAAUACUCUUAACGAUUACGCAAUGUUAUAUUUGAUAAGUAUAUCCAUUUUUACACAUCUCUCAUAAUACUGAAUAUACAUAUAUUACCUCUUAAACUUUUUACCGCUAAUAGUUAUUGACUUUAUUACGUAAAGGCUUUCGGAUGUUCAAGUGCUUGUUAAGCGUUCUUUCUCAUCUCGUAUUAAACAUGUAUAAGGCGUGCGCGGUUUUAGAUGCGUAUUAACAUAUAUUUGAAAAAAAUUGGGGUUUUGUGAAUUUUAGUACCUUAUCAUUCAUUCAUUAUUGUCGUUGUUCUAUUUCUUUAUUUUUUUAUUUAUUUUUUUUUUUUUUUUUUGCAAACAAUUAUUAUUGAUCGUUUGUAAAAUGUUUAAAGUCAUAUAUGGUUGUGAUGUUCGCAAUUAGAGCUUAGCUUUAGAUGAAGAAAUAUGUUAAUAAAAGAAAAGGGAAGAAAUAUUUAAAAUAACGGUAAUUACAUUAAAAUUGAAAUUAAAAU